UCUUAUGAGCCAAGUGUAACGAAUUUUUAUUUUUACGAAAUUGCUAUCUGGUCAUGGCAUCUGCUUAUUAAAGCUUUGAAGUUCUUAGCCUAUCAAAUAUUUGAGUUCCUAUGGCAUAUGUUUAUCUUAUUGCAGGCUGAAGAUGCUCCAGACGAAGACAGGGUCUACAAACGUGUGGCAGUGGUGGAAGAUUUCUUCGAUAUUAUAUAUUCUGUACAUGUUGAAAUGGAGGGACGAAGUGGAAAACAUGCGGGACAAAAACGAACCUACAAAGCGGUGAGUCGCCGUACAGUGAUGUUUGGUCCUCAUUGCUUAGUUACAUCUCAUACAUGACUG
This is a messenger RNA of Owenia fusiformis, 336 nucleotides long. The record is from the annotation of a GenBank genome assembly. NCBI's taxonomy places the organism in Eukaryota, Metazoa, Annelida, Polychaeta, Sabellida, Oweniidae.